GUGUGUGUGUGUGUGUGUGUGUGUGUGUGUCUGUUUGUUUACUCAGACUGAAUUGUCUCCAGCACGUCGGCAGUCAUUCUCACAACAGCAUGAUUUCUCGGAAAUCACCCUGGUCGAGUUUUACAGCGGGUACCUCAAAGAGCAUGCGCAGAAGCGCUCCAGUCCGCCCAGCACAGCGGGAAAAACCCGGAGCGUGCUAUAAAACAGCUACAGUCUGAGCGCAACUGACAGUACAGAAGGCGCGAGCUUCUCUUUACAUAACCUACCCUAUAGUCCUAGGAGCUAUUGCAUUUGCCAUUUUCUUCUAUUUGGAUACAACAUCGGAAUACACUCAACAAUGCCUGUGUCCAGAAUGCGAAUGAGACCCUGGCUAGAGGCCAGAAUUGACUCUAAUACAAUUGCUGGACUUGUGUGGGUUGACAAGGAUCAAAUGAUGUUCUCCAUCCCUUGGAAACAUGCUGCUCGCCAUGGAUGGGAGGUCGACAAAGACGCUUGUCUGUUCAAGCAGUGGGCCAUCCACACAGGUAAAUUCAAGGAGGGAAUUACCCAGCCUGACCCCAAAACAUGGAAAGCAAAUUUCCGCUGCGCCAUGAACUCUCUACCAGACAUCGAAGAGGUAAAGGACAAAAGUGUCAACAAAGGUUGCGGAGCAUUGAGAGUGUACCGCAUGCUGCCUGCCAUGCCCAAGAAGAAAGACAAACGAUCGAAAAAUCGAGACAACAGAAGACGGGCGAAGGCUGCAUUGUCAAAGAUCAAGGCGGAGGACAUGGACACUGAUGAGAUGCAGUCUGAUAAGCACACUUACACACAAAUGGCGGAGGAAAGAAUUACCCAGGAGAACACCAUAGAUAGCACUGAAAAUCUAAACACUGCCAGCCCUACUGUUGACAUCCCAGACAUCUCUGGAUAUGAAGUUGAAAUUGGUCCGGAUAGCACAAACAAUAUUUACACAGCCAAGUUCCAGGUUUCACCAAUUCAUUCUACAGAUUUUGAAGAAAAUGAAACUGACGCUAUAAUUGAGGAGAAGAGCUUGAACUUCGGCUAUAUACUGAACUGAAUCCAGGCCUGCCUGAUGAUCCGCUCUGCACAUACACAGAGAUGUGGGACAGCAACACCAUGCCGAUCAUCUGUACACUCUAAAAACUCUUGGAACUUGUGCAUUUAUCUUACCUCAAACUUCGUCUUACAAACUUUCACCUAAGGACAUUGGUUUGGAAUGGACUCAAACUCAACUCAACCUUGAACCUCAGGAGCAUUAAGGAGGACGUGUCGAGCCAUGCAAUUCUUCUGAACAUUGUCUCAUGCAUACUUCUGGACAUUUUUCAAAUAUGGUUUUUGUUUGUUCCACUGUUAAUUACUCAAGGCCACAAUCCUUAAUUUAGGACACAACUCAAAGGCAUUAUUCCAAUUGCUCUGUUACAUAGAAAUUUCUAAUAUCAGGAGAAUGUUAAAAAAACAGGCCUAUAUUCAGCCUCCUUUGAGUUUAUUAAGCUCUUGCAAUGCAAGAGCUUGAAUGUGAUGUGGUUUUAUUUGAAGGAUGUUUCAGAACCUCUGUUGAAAGGCUAAAAUAGAAACAAAUGUCUGUUUAAAUUGUGGAUUGUGGCAUUGAUAACAGCUUUAUAGCUUUGUGACCAUAUGAUCUCAUUUAAUGUGAAUUUGACAGGAUCCGUUAUAUGUUCAUGUCAGGAAUUUUCUAACAGAUGCAUUUAUUUACCAAUCACCAAAUUUAGCUUUUUGGGGUAUGGGUUGGGGUUCUUAACUGUACAUAAUGUAUAUAUUUAUUUGUAAUAAAAAAAAAAGAUUUAUAA
Molecule: messenger RNA, 1808 nt
Organism: Xyrauchen texanus (razorback sucker)
Lineage: Eukaryota; Metazoa; Chordata; Actinopteri; Cypriniformes; Catostomidae
Gene: irf1b
Product: interferon regulatory factor 1b
Exons: 8
Coding region: 338-1057 (239 amino acids)
Biological process (GO): immune system process; regulation of transcription by RNA polymerase II
Cellular component (GO): nucleus
Molecular function (GO): DNA-binding transcription factor activity, RNA polymerase II-specific; RNA polymerase II cis-regulatory region sequence-specific DNA binding
Source: RefSeq, a predicted model, not a curated record